Molecule: messenger RNA, 3730 nt
Organism: Uloborus diversus
Lineage: Eukaryota; Metazoa; Arthropoda; Arachnida; Araneae; Uloboridae
Product: protein arginine N-methyltransferase 1-like
Exons: 11
Coding region: 133-1272 (379 amino acids)
Biological process (GO): peptidyl-arginine methylation
Cellular component (GO): nucleus
Molecular function (GO): protein-arginine N-methyltransferase activity
Source: RefSeq, a predicted model, not a curated record
GGCAACAGCGAAACGCCGCUUAAUGCGCUGCUCUUCUCUCUAUUCUUCCAUCACCAACAACCGUGCAUUAUAUUGAAACGCACGUGUUGUGUAUUUAAAUAAUUUCAUUUUUUUGAACAUAACCAGAAAGUCAUGUCAGAAACUAUGGAAGUAUCAACUAGUGAGGUGCCUGCAUGUCCUGUUACCAAUGGAACCAUUGAAAAUGGGGAAUCGCCCUGUUUCGAUUCCCAUGGCAAAUAUUGCUUUCGGUGCCAAAAGGAAAUGGAUGGUCUGACGACCUACCGUCCAGAAGAAAUGACUUCAAAAGAUUACUAUUUCGACUCUUAUGCCCACUUUGGAAUUCAUGAGGAAAUGUUGAAGGAUGAAGUGAGAACAUUGACGUAUCGGAAUGCCAUGUAUCAUAACAAGCAUUUAUUCCGUGGAAAGGUUGUCUUGGAUAUUGGAUGUGGAACUGGCAUACUGUGCAUGUUUGCAGCUAAAGCUGGUGCUUCCAAAGUCAUUGGAAUUGAAUGUUCUGGAAUUGUAGAACAUGCAGAGAAAAUAACAAGAGAAAAUCAUCUAGAUGAUAUCAUCACCAUCGUCAAAGGAAAGGUAGAGGAUGUUGAAAUUCCUGCUGAAAAGGUGGACAUUAUCAUAUCCGAAUGGAUGGGCUACUGCCUCUUCUAUGAAUCGAUGCUGGAUACAGUUCUCUUUGCCAGAGAUAAGUGGCUGAAACCUGAUGGUAUGAUGUUUCCUGACAGAGCAACAUUAUUCUUAUGUGCCAUUGAAGACAGACAGUACAAAGAUGAAAAGAUAAAUUGGUGGGACAGUGUCUACGGAUUCAACAUGAGCUGCAUCCGUAAAGUCGCCAUCUCUGAGCCUCUUGUGGAUGUCGUGGAUCCCAAACAGGUGGUGACUAAUGUCUGUUUACUAAAGGAAGUAGAUUUGUACACUGUUAAAGUAACGGAUCUGAAGUUCUCGAGUCCAUUCCACUUGCAAGUAAAACGAGAUGAUUACAUACAAGCUUUUGUGACGUUUUUCAACGUCGAAUUCACAAAGUGCCACAAGCGAACCGGAUUCUCUACUGCUCCUGAAGCACCAUACACUCACUGGAAACAAACUGUCUUUUAUUUUGAUGAUUAUCUUACCGUGAGGAAAGGAGAAGAAGUUUAUGGUAAUUUUAGCAUGUGCCCUAAUGAAAAGAAUAAAAGAGACUUGGAUUUUAGUUUGGACAUUGACUUCAGGGGUGAGCUUUGUGAACUAAAUGAAAAGUUUAUCUACAGAAUGCGCUGAGAGAAAGACAGACUCUUGUGCCAUCUCGUCACAAAGAAAUUCCUUUUUAGCAGCCUGUGUAAACCUUGAACAUUUAUUUUAUCCUUAAUUUUAGAAAUUUAAAAUCAUGUCUGAUGGACUAUUUAUUUUUUCGUGAGACGAUUUUUCGGUCUCGACAAUUCAAAAUGGUGUUUUCGCAUUUGGUCAGCAUUGAGUGGAAAUAUACUAUGGCUUAUCACGAAUAUUUUAAAUUGAAAACAAUUUUUUUUUUUUAAAUCUUAGCAUUUAAUUUCAUACAUCUGUGCUUCAUAUACCAACAGAAUCAUUCUUAAAAACAUAUAGGCUUUGAAUGUUGGUAGUUACAUUAAUUACUUGGUUGUCAUUUCAUUUCAACAAUCUUCUUAAAUGCCUAAAUUUUAUUAUUGGUUUAAUAAACUUCUAUACUUGCCAACUGUACUGUUUUUAUUCAUUUUUGGAAGCUUUCCUUAUUGCAUGUUCAACAAAGCAUGUGGCUUGCUGAAAAUAGCAGCAGAUUUCAAUCUUUUUGCAUCUUGAAAAUAUUUUAAUUAUUUUGAAAGUUUGAGGUUAUUUUAACAUGUGCUACCCUAUACCUACCUAUUUUAUGUUUUAUUUUAAUAAUAUAUUGAUUUUUUCCCGAAUUUUUGUAGCACCUUUUUAUUUUUUGGUAGAGACUAAGGAAUAUACGAAUUUCAGACUUCAUUCCUAAUUAAUUGAUUUUUUCCUUUGUAGUAUUAUGUAUUUUUCUUGCUGCGAUCAAUUAGCUUACAUCUAAGAAAAAUCACUACUUCACUUUAAGUUUAGUAUUCAUGUUAUUUAAAAGCAUAAUUUAAUAAUUUUGAUAUGAAAUGUGUCGCUGGUGAGAGAAUCACCUAUAAACAGUAAAACCUGUAAAGUUGACCACUUGUCUAAGUUGACCGCUUUUGUCAGGAACGGAAUUAGUCCUAUCUUAUAAAAUGAAGAAAAACCUCUGUAACUUGACCACCCCUCUAUCUUGACCACUAAUAUACACCAGCUUUGGUUUGUAGUAUUGUAAAAAGCCCUUUGUAAGUUGACCACUAGGCAAAAGCAUUAGAUUGUACUAAAGGUUUCAUCAGUUAUGCCUCAAAUAAAUAACCAGACAUUUUAGAAAAUCCUAUGAAUAUUUAUGUUUCCAUCGAAAAACAUUGGGCUGAUGUUAUGUCCCACAAAAUGCGCCAAACUUCAAUAAGGAGUUAUUUUGUUGAAAAGUAGAUUACCACGGUUACAAAUGUUCACGAAAAAAUCAAAUGAAGAAUUUGAGUAACUUUUGACUUAUGAAUUUUUAGGAAUUGUUAAUAUCAAGUAAGUUGUUUUUCAUUAGUAAUGAGGCUUUUUUUUUUGAUCAAUUCACAGAAAUUUUAAAUUUGUAUGAUACUUUACGAGUCAUUCAGGUAAAUAAUCUCUAAAAAUAUUUAAACAAUAUUUUUUCUUAUUGUUUUAAAGUAAUGUUAAACAAUGAAAGUGAGUUUUAAAGUAUUCCAAUUAGUUAAAAAUGAAUGCAUGGGACAAGAAAUGACAAAAAAAAGUUUUCAUUACUACCCUCUAUAAGUUGACCACCUGUCUAAGUUGACCACCAAAGUGCUGCACCGCAAGUGGUCAACAUACACAGGAUUUACUGUACUUCUAGUGGAAUCUCCUUUUUUUUUUUUCUUCUUCUUCUUCAAAGGUUGGCAAGUAUAAACUUCUGUAGUGGCAUAUAAAUAUUGUGUGAUGGCAUAAAUAAAACAACCAGAUACCGAUAUAUUACAAUAUUGUCCGAUGUUCUUUAAAUAUCACUAUAUACAGUAUUCUACCGAGAUAUUGUCUUGCUGGACUAAUAUUUCUUUUGUAUUUUUGCUUUCAUGCUCGCUCAACCUUUUUGCAAGGAAUAAAUGUAGCAAAUUUAAGAAUCAUUUUCCAAAAAAUACUGUCAAAAGAAUGAAUAUUGUUUUGUUUUACUGAAUUGUGUGUAUUAAAUAAAUUGAUAGUGAAUAAUGAAGCUACUGAAAUGCCCCCUUUUUUUUAAGUUCAGAUGCUUGUGCUUUGCUGUAGUAGCUUCAAUAGUUGGGGGACUGAACAAAAGUUAUAUACAAGGUAAUUGCGACUGUUCUGUUCGUUCAUUUUUUUCUACAUUUUGAUGUUCAAGCUAUAGAUUCACUUAUUCAAUAAAUAUCCAACAUGAAAUUGCUGUUAGCAAUGUAUUUCUUUAAUGAAUUUCCAUAAGUUUAAUAUGUGUUUUGAACAUCAGUGACAUGAACUUUACAAAAUACAUUCAGUGACAAAAUUUUUAACUUCAUGUAAGAUUUUCAUAUUUGAAAUUUUAUUUCAUAACUUAACUAAUCUCAUCAGUGACCAAUCUAUUUAUUUUUGUUGUAGUGUAAAAUUUUAUUUAAAAAAAAAGUCAUCAAUCAGUAAUGUGUAAACUUAUACAAGUUUGAAUCAAUAAAUAUUCAUUCCAUAA